Molecule: messenger RNA, 12623 nt
Organism: Carcharodon carcharias (great white shark)
Lineage: Eukaryota; Metazoa; Chordata; Chondrichthyes; Lamniformes; Lamnidae
Gene: szt2
Product: SZT2 subunit of KICSTOR complex
Exons: 74
Coding region: 107-11458 (3783 amino acids)
Cellular component (GO): peroxisome
Source: RefSeq, a predicted model, not a curated record
GAGAGCCGGAGGGCGGGGUCAGGAGAUGAUCUGGGAUUGAGAGCGGCGACUGUAAUCGAUAAGGCGGCGGAGGCGGCGGCAGCGGGCAUGAGAGCGGCCAGCGAGCAUGUCCGGGGGAGAGAGAGACGGCGAGGUGGAAGAAGCAGGCCAGGUUUUCCUACUCAUGAAGAAGGAAUAUCGGAUUUCCCGCAAUGUGAGAUUAGCUUGGUUUCUCAGCAAGCUCAAUCAAAGCAUUCGACCGAUGUCAGAGUCCGAGCUUCGCAAAUCCAAGAAUGAACUAGAUAUUCUCAGUGUCCUCCCAAAGGGCUGGCAGCCAGAUGAACCAGUUGUUGCUCAUACCUACCAGCUGGUACCAUCGACCCACAUUACCUUCCUUGCUCAGCGCUACCGCUUUGUUAUGGAAUUGGAUCUCAGUCCAUCUACAGGGAUUGUGGACGAUUCUACUGGGGAGCUGAUUUUUGAUGAAGUGUUUCAUGCACUCUCAAAGUGUUUAAUGGAAUUGUUGCGGCCAUUUAAUGUCCCGGGUACGGAUAUCGUUUUUCAACCAGAGAUCUACAUAACCAUUCUUGCUUAUUCUUCCAUCAUAGGACUUCAAUCUCACCAGGUUCUAGUUCAAGGCUGUUUAUUGGAUCGAAACAAUUUGGAUACUUUCCAUCAGAAUAUCUAUCAGCAGUUACGAGCGUUUGAAAACAAUGUAGCUGAGGUUCUUCAGCAGCACUACAAGCCCAAACCACAGUCUGAUAGGCCCAUUUUAUCCCAAGGGGAUACUACUGACUUUUAUGAUCAGUCUUCACGGAAGAUGACUUUUUCCAUGGUAACACCAGAUAUGGGACUCGUCAACAUGAUCCGCAAUGGCAUCCUAGCACUUCAAUUACUGCCAUCCAACUCCAGCGCAGGUAUAAUAAUCAUCACUGAUGGUGUCACAAGUGUACCAGAUAUUGCAGUGUGUGAAACAUUAUUAAACCAACUACGCUGCGGCACAAUUGCCUGUUCCUUUAUACAGGUUGGAGGUGUGUACUCAUAUGACUGCAGCUUUGGUUAUGUGCCAAACCUGGAGCUGAUGAAGUUCAUUGCCAUGGCAACAUUUGGAUCCUACAUGUCCACGUGCCCAGAAAGUAGCCUCAAUAUGAAUGCAUACCACAAAGCUUUUCUACUGUACAGCUUCUUGAGACCUGGAGAAUCUAUGAACCCAGAGUAUUACUGUGUGUCCCAGCACAAACUGUUCAAUGAGCACCUGGUGUCUGCCAGCAGUAAUCCUGCGUUGGCCAUGAGGCGGAAGAAGCAUGCUGAAAAUGAGGUGCAUGCAGACCUUACCAGUGUCGUUUCUGUACGGUUGCGUGAGGGCUACACGGUGAAGGAACUUAAUAUCACUAAAGGUGGAACACAGUUGGAAGUGAAGCUGAUGCUGCUAUGGAAACACAACAUGAGAAUUGAAUAUCUUGUGGUAGCCUCGUGGCCCCUGGAUGCGGCAAAACGCUUGACCUGGGUGGAGGUAACAAUGGAGGGUAGCUAUGAUAUGCUCCAUGAUAUUAGUUGUACUAUGAGGAAACCAAUAACCAGCCCAUAUCGCACCACUGUUAUUCGGCGGUUCUGGACCACUCUGCAGAGUAUUAAUCAGACAGAUCAGAUGCUGGUUCAUCUCAAAUCUUUCAACACUAUUCCUGAACAUUACACCAUCCCGGAGAGCACCAAGAACGGGGUUCCAUUGUUCUACAUCCCUCCAGGAUCUACCACACCGGUGCUGUCACUGCAGCAUAGUGGCUCUAAGGACUCCAGCCAAUCCCAGUUUGCAUCUUACUGGAAGCCUAUCUUAUCUAUGGAUGCCAGCUUCUGCCAGCGGUGGCUUCACAUGCAUCGCAUUGGCAUACUACUGGAACACGAUAUCCCAGUGCCAAAACAUAUCCAUACACCAGGAAGUAAUGGCCGCUACAGUACCAUCCAGUGUCGCAUCUCUCUCUCUGCACUAACUUCCCUCCUACGGGAUUGGAGCAGUUUUGUGUUGGUAGAAGGAUACUCCUAUGUUAAGCUUCAUUAUAAUGGAAUGGAUCAGCCGCCUGCUUCUUUUUACCUUGUCCGAGUUAUUUCCAAAGCUCCAUGCAUGGUCCUUCGUCUGGGAUUUCCUAUUGGAAUGCAAGCACAAGCUCGGAAUAAGAUUGUCGAUGAACUGCGAGAUCAGAUACUCUCACUCCGUUUUCCCCAGCGGGUGCAGAGCAAAGAAGGAACGCCAAAAGUCAAGAGGAAACAUCAAGAGAAUGCCUCUCCUUCAAAGUCUCCCCCACUUCCUGCCACACAACUGGCACUCUCUGAUCGACCUUGUGUUGUGAUACUGAAAAAACCAUUGGAAAAGCUCCUCAUCAGGUAUGAGAAGCUCCCAUCAGACUAUCGAACUCCCUUUAUCUUGAACUUGGACAAUUGUGGACACCCAGCAUCUAUGUCGGGAGCUACGACAUUGACAACCGCUCGCACAGCUUCCUCCACACUUGCUUCCCUGUCUCGUUAUUUCUAUCAUCAGCGUUGGGUGUGGUCUGUGCAGCCAGGCUUGGGGCCAUCAGUGCCCAUCACUUCAGCGGCGCAGAUACUUUCUACUCUUACUGAGAUUCGCCUGUCUGAAGGGUUCCGCUUUGCUGCCACUGGAGAUGGCAUUGUCACCAUGGUGAUGGAGUUACCUAUGAAGGGCAAUUCUAGAUGUGAUGAUGACGAGAAUGAUGAACUCCACACAUGCCUAGUACAGUACAUUAUCUUUCCACCUCACUCCACAUCUACCAAAGACAGUUUUUCCACAGAUGACGAUAAUGACACGGAAGUUGAGGCAAUUGAACUUGACACAGAGUUAAAUUUGGUGACUGAAUGCUGGGUGGAGCCUCAGAGUGGUCAUGUGGUCACCUCUGCUGACGGCCAAAAGUACUUGAAUGGAUUGUCCUAUUUAGACAUCCCAAAAGCAAUUUACCCAGAGGACCAUGCAUGUGUAUCUUCCAUGUUGACCUUCGAACAUCUAAGUCAACUUUGUCAGAAUAAGGACCACAUCCUGCCAAUAUGGGGGUCAAGGAGCUCAGAAGCAGGCAAUUAUGAAGGAGAAAAUGAUUUCAUCCGAGCUGUACCAUUCCAGUUUGAUCUAAUGAAGAUUUUAACAAAGUGUCAGCAAAUAGAACUAUUUUUCCACAUGUUGACUAAAGCAGAGGAUGAUGGGAGUACAAAGGACACUACCCCUUUACCCAAUGAGAUCCUGUUAAAUCUUUUCCAUAGCUGUUUGCAACAGGAUCUUGGAGAUCGGGAGUUGCCGUUGGCUGAUUCUGACCACAUGACUUUUAUGCAGCAAAUUGUGCAGCGAGAUCGGAAUGGUCAUUCCAUUCCUUUUCAUCUACCAACAGUUAAAGAUGAGCCACUGAAAGUGACCAAGAAGUUAGAGAGACAAGAUGCCAUGAUGUCACUGCACACCCUUGGAAUUAACAAAGAGGUCCUGGGUUCAACCAGCACCUUACAGAGUGUUGGCAAUGCUGAUAUGACAGAGGACAACAUACUCCCAGUUGAACCUGAAAGUACACCGCAAUGGAGAUGCUAUGCCAAAUCUGUGAAUGCACAGCAAAUCCUGCUCACCUUUUUGCCAGCCACCUUUACAGAUGUGCAACGACUGAUGACUCCUGGGAUUGAUGAGAGUACAAAGCAUUCUGGAUUAGGAGAUGAAGAAAUGCUACAAGUGGAAGUGAAAGAAUCAGCAUUGAGUGAACAAUCUGGACCAUACAGUGCAGCCUCAGCAAUAAAGAAAUCUGAAUUGCCCAUCGUCAGAGAAACACUUGAUGGCGCAGCUAGCCAAGUAGCAGUCAGUGUAUCAAAGAAUAAUGGCACCAAAAGAGAUUUUGUGUCAACAUUGCAUUCCCCCGGACAGGAAACUCAUUCUGCUAGGUCCACACCACUCCUUUCUCCAACCUUGGCAAGUGGUAAUGAAAUGUCACCUGUUGAAUCUGAAAAGGACAUAAUACAACCUGAUACAGACUUCAUUUAUGUGCCUUCAGAAAUGAUAAAGGAAAGAGUGGAGUUCAGUUUACCUCUAAAGAAAGACUAUCACAUCACGUUCAGCCGUCAGACUUCUCAGACUGACUUGUGUGAUCCGAACCGCCUUCGAUGCCCUGUCUACAUAUACAGCUGCUCACUGGAAUCAUUGAGAGAGCAACUUGUGAAUUCUUGUGUUGAACGCUCUAACAAGGAUAUUUAUUUCAGAUCUCAAGACAGUGUUUCCUGGGAACUGUAUCAGGAUUUGAAAAACAGAUCGUUGUCACAGGAGCGGCCAGCAAACUCAUCCUCGACGGAUCCAAUAUCCUAUCUCCACAAGAACAAGGAGCUUUCCAACUACUGCAACUUACUACAAGAGCAUUAUCACCAAUGUUAUGUAAAAGGUGUAUUUAGGAGUUUACAGCAAUCUUAUUACAUCAGCUCUCAGGACCUCCUUACAGCUAUGGACUACUGUGAGGAAUUGUUACAGGAAAUCGAUAUCACCACUUUUCUGCAGACACUUUGUGGACACAUCCGAUUGUUCCGUGAAAGUCAUGACUUGCAGCUUUGGAGUGAUCAAGAAUCUAACCCUACAACAUUUGUGAUUGGAGGAGUAGAACAUGAGGAUGAGAGGCUGCAGAGGAGUGUUCUUGCAUCUACUUCAAGUAUAGAGACUGAAGACCUCAGUGAGCAAGAUUUAAAGAGCGUCCAGUCCAGUGUUGCCUCUCCAGUGACGCAUGAGGAACCAAAAGCAAAGAAGAUUUAUCCGGAAUUUUCCCUAUCCCUUCUUCAGUCCAGCCAACAGUGUGAGGUCUACCCCAACUUGCACAAAAUCAUUCAGGAAAAAUUCCUUGAGAUUGGGCGACAACAUUUCAAGACAGUGCCUUCAAACCCUUAUUACUUCUUUUACUGCCCUCCCUCAGCUAAGAAAGAGGAAGAAACUUAUCAAGAUGAAAGGGAACGAAAACAGAGUGAAGAAAAUGAUCUGUCCGAGUUGGAGAAUGCAGGGGAGGAGGGUAAUACAUCUGGUUGUGGUAUAGUGACAGAGAGUGAUCCAGAUCUGGAGGUGGAAUAUCGGGAAAGAUCUGACAAGGAGUUACAGGAUGUAGACUCGCUCUCAGAUACCAAUACUGUGAACAGGGAUGAUGAUUCCUUCAGUGUUCUUGGGGGAGAUUCUUUAAAUGAACAAGACUUUUCUGAUCAGGAAAUGCCACCAUUAUUUGUUCACCUCACUUGCUCAGUUGGCGGGAAGAAGUGCCAUGGACCAUUCUCGGUUGAAUCCAUACCGGUGGAGUCGUUGCCCACUUGCCUUGGUGAAAUUAUCAGCUGCCUGGAGAACUUGCCAGUCAAAUCGAUUGACCUAAAUGAUCUAGUUGUCACCUUGGACAUUUUUGUGCUGACUCUUCCUUUAGAAGUUGAGAUUAUGCCUACCCAUGUAAACCACCACAGGUACACAUCUGAAAGCAGCAGCUCUAUGAACCGAUCACCAGGACAGCCAUCAUCAUAUCGAUCUGAUGAUGAAAUAAUGCAAAACAUGGAUCGACUUGCUUCUACCACAGAUGAGAGGAUUGCAGAGGCUUUGUGUGAUCCACUGUCCAAGCUGCCCACAUUGCACAAACAAGCUGUUCUCGCUACAAUGAAUGAGAUCCAUUGGCUCCUGGAAGAUGAGAUUGUUUCAGCUCUGCGCCAUUCAACAAAUAUUACUUUAGCUACCCUACAGAAAGUGUCUGAUCAUGUGUUAAAUUCAAAGGGCAGGCCACGAUGCCACAGCGAAGUUGUUCCUUUGAAGUUUGUCUUUGGUCCGGAGCAAUCACUGGAGAAAUUUAAAGAGGAGUUUAAACGCAUGAAUCUUCCAGGGUACCACCUCAAUGAGGAGGCAAACAAUUUCUACUAUCUGUCUGUGAGUCGCUUGCAUGCACAAAGAAUAGAAGCAGCGCAGAAACUUUCCACAGAACUCUCUCAGCAUAGCCUGGAAAGUGGGUGUGCGGCAGUGGCAUGCGAUGAGAGUGCAGAUGCAGAGGUAGCUCUGAUCUGCCAUCAGCGGCAGGAACACUGGAGUAAACAAAUGGAAAUGGUGACAGCAUCAUCAGUGAUUGAGGGAGAGAAAAAUGAAGAGAAGUCACAGAUCUCGCAAGAGUCAACAUCUGAGAGAAUGGGAAUAGCUGCAGUGACUAAUGGAGCAUAUUUUGCAUCAGCUGAAUUAGUUGAGGAGAGCAUGGAUGGGAAAAGCUGCCUCCCUAUCAGCCAGUCUGAUCAACAUGAUCGCGUAUUUACAGUGAUCAAGCCUGAGCGAUCCCUAACCAGCACACCCCUACUGCAUUCAAGCCCAGGAUCUGAGAAAGUACAAGUGGCAAAUCUGCCAUCACAGGCCUCUUCUGCUGUGAGUCUCGCCGAAUCUGUGCAGUCCAUUAUACCUGGCAGUACAGGCUGUUGCAAGCACAGACCAAGCCGAGUACAGAGUGUGGUCUCCAGUCAGGGAAGUCUAGAUUCUGAUCUAUUAGGUUAUGAUGGAGGUAGCAGUGAUUCGGAGUGCGAAGGUGCCACCAUGAAUGAACAGGAUCCCAAAUGCCCACUGAUGCCUGAGUUUUGGCUGAUCAUCAGAAUUCACCAUGAUCGAGUUGAAGUUUACUCUCACACACGAAACCUUAUUGGGAUAAAAGAGGAAUCUGCGGUUGAAGAAGAGGGAGAACUGGAAUAUUUGCGUCUCUAUAAAACAGCAAUUCAAAAAAUUGGCGAGAUUUGCCGUGUAGUCAACCAGCGCCUGCUACUUCAGGACCUGCAUGACAGUCAUGUGUGUAAUUCAUUGCUUGUCGCUGAGAGUGAAGAGGACAUCUGGAAGAAUGAAGCCCCCUACCCUUCAUAUCGUCCGCGAGCUACAGCUACUGAUGAUUAUUCAGCAGAUGAUAACUAUCAGUCAAGGGAUUACUUGGCUGCCACAAUGCAUUUUAUACCAGGAUAUUUUUCCUGUGAAGUGGUGUGGAAGACCAUCAUACAUAUCCAUCCUCGACUCAAGAUGGGACCCAACAUGGGUGUUGCAAGAGCUAUUCAGGCCCUGAGAUCUGUUUUAAAUGCUUUUUCGGUUGUGAACAGGAAAAACAUGUUUGUGUACCAAGAAAGGGCCACAAAGUCUGUAUUUUACCUCAGACUGUCUGAAACAACAUGCAGUGGAAAUACACCAGACUCGGAUAGGGAGGUUCAGCCCAUGCUGUCUUCCCGUUCACUGGCUUUAGCACGCAGUCAGGAACCCAUACUUGUGGAUGAGCUUGGGAGUUCCAGACCCUACGUAGAUUCUACACCCUCCCGAAGUGCAGAGUCAGCACGACCCGUUGGACAAGUAGAUAAGCACAUUCUGUUGAUGGUACAUGGUGUAGGGCAGGCAGGACCUGAAAUCACAGAUGAAUUGGUGAAGGUCCUUCGAAGGCGAUUGGACGAGGCAACACUUGAUAUUAUCACGGUCAUGCUGGUCAGAAACUGCAAGCUGACUCCUGCUGAUGUAGAGUUUAUACAGCCACCUGGCACACCACCGACUGAAGUGGUGCAGUUCACAAUCCCGCACUGCUAUCUACCUUGGCUGUACGCUGUUGCAUAUUACCUGCGUCAGAACCUGCUGAUUUUCCUACAUACUCCAAAAUACACAGACAGUAAUGUAGAACAUCACUUCCAGCACUACACUCAUGGAAAAAGUGUUUCCGACGCAGAUAUCUACCUCUACAAUAAACCUGGUGGCCAAGGGACUGGUGGGAAAGGUACCAUGGUGGAACUUGUGCAGCAUCUAUUUCCACCCUCCCAAUUCCAAGGCAUUGCCUGUAUCGCCUUAUCUGUUGUGGAUCAGCAUGGAAACUCCAUACCAACAGUGCAACAGCAAGAGCAAACUGACCCUUCCAAACUAUGCUUUUCAAUGGAUCUUAUUCAGGAGGCAGACUUCAACAAGCUGACCAGUGUAUCCAGAUAUGAGAGCAGCUCUAACGGAAAAACAUCGGACCCAAACACCCUUAUACGCUUUGAUAUCUGGGAACAGGGAAACAUCAGCCUAUUGCAACUUACUGACAAACUUCAGAAUGGUCUCCGUCAUGCUCUUUGUGAUGUUGUAAUGGAAUUUCGAAUGCUUCAGUGCCCACUCUGUGUGGAAUCCUACUGUCCAGUCAUGGCCACACCAGACAGUGAUACAAAUGGCCGAUUCAGCAGGUCAGGGUCAGAGAUUAAGGAAGCAACCAUCCUUUCUGGCAAUAAUAUUGGAAGUAAAAGCAGUCCUGUACCUGUGCAAGUUGUACCUGUUUCAAGCUCCACCUCAAGUAACUCAGAAUCCACCACUCCAACAAGCAAAACUGGUCGACGUAGUUUCUGGGAUAUGCUGAGUAAGACUGAUUUCUCUGACACUAGCACCCCCAAGACUACGGACGACAUUGUUUUGGAAAGAACUGACGACAGUCGCAUUCGUCGCAGACACAAAACAGAACAUUUGAAGCAGUCUUCAAGUCACGACCGAGCAUCGACAAUGGAACUAGAGCAAACACAGAGGCAGGCUGCUUCAAGAAGGAAACGGACUGGCCAGCUGGAGGAAGGAGACCUGGGAUCUCUACACCCGCUCUUCCAUGUCACAUGUCAGCAAUGGAUGGCAUUCAUGGGUAGACUGGGGUGUCCCUCCGUUCAGCAGUGUUCAGUUGAUAUUGGCUCCCGAUUUCUACUCAGCUCCAUUCUCACCGAGAUUGUGAAUUUGACCAGCAGUCUUGCCACUGACACCACUGUCAAAAUCUUUGAAAAAAUUAGUUCUCCACAUGGUUCCACUUUCCUGCCAUAUUCUCUCAGUCAACACUCGAGUACCCGUCCUGGUUCUGCUAGACAGUUCAUUCUAAUUGGGCGAAAUUUCCACCAGUGGCGUUACAGUACAGAACAAGCUCACAAGGGGUUUCAGAGGUUUGAGGCUGUGGAGUUCAGUACUGCUGAGAAAUCAAGCGACCCCUCAAGUCCAGGAAUUAGUGGGAAGGGUAUGGUCCCCCGGCAGCGAUUCCUCAUAAUUGACAUCAUUGAUAAGAAGUUAAUCUUGUACACCUAUAACUGGUCAGUGGAUCUGGGAGUUUCAUUGAAUCGAGGAUUGAUUCGUCUUAUUCAGUGGCAGAAUGCACGCUCUCACGUGGUACACUGCCUGCUCAGUCAAAAAAUGGGGCUCUUCCAUCACUACUGUUUUGCUGACACACCUGUAUAUGAUGACUCUAAACAGGAACCAAAUCCAUUCCUUCACUCUACAUUGGAAACUGAUGCACUGAUCAAGAGCCCAACCCCGCCACCAAGUAAGGAACAGGGGCGGCUGAGCUCUUCAAACCGAAGUCUUCCACCUCUUCACUUCUCGCCGGAGAUUGUUCCGUUUGAUGAGGCACUGCGUGACAUCACUGUGCCUAAAGCGAUGCGACAGUCGCACGAUGUGGGACUGUCUGACCCUGUCUCCCGUCACGGCACACAGUUCCUAGAAAUCAAAAACCUGGAGCGGAGAGAGAUGGAGAAACAGAUGAAAAUUGAAAAUCUAUUUGUGACAUGGCAGCAACGUUCUGCCCAGUCCAACAUGCCCAUUACACUUGGUGACCUGGAUACCCUGAAACAGUCUUCACGUCUGGUUCACUACUGUGCCACUCCACUGCUGUUUGACCCCAUCUUCAGGCAACAAAUCCAGGCAGAGCAGCAAGUUGGAUCUGAGGGAAAGAAGCGUCAUCGUUCUAAUGACUCAACUACAUCAGGAAGAGACCGGAGUCACAGCUGUGAUUCUGUGGAAACAAUGCCUUUUAAACUGAAGGAGGAGCAGUGGCUGGGUGAAAUCUCCAAUGCGUUCAUGCAGCAGUACAUCCAGUACCUACAGAGCAUGGGUUUUAUCCUAGUGCAGGUUCGCCCACCUUCUCCUACAAGAAGUUUGGGUCGGACACGGCCAUUGGACUCACGAUCUAUAUCUAUUCACAAGCAGAAAAGCGAUGACAGUCCAAAGAGCACAGAUGGCUCCGGUGUAAUGACCUACCAUCUUCAAAGGGCUCUGCCAGGUGGAAUUGUACUCAUGGAGCUUGCUUUCCAGGGCUGUUACUUCUGUGUGAAACAGUAUGCGCUUGAGUGUUCCCGAAUUCCAAUGGGACAGUCUGUCAAUUCUCAGCUGUCAAUGUUGUUCACAGAGGAGUGUGACAAGGUGCGGGACCUGAUGCACGUUCACUCCUUUAGUUACGAUUUUCACCUGCGCGUCAUUCAUCAGUAUCUAGUCGGCCGUCAGAUGACUCUGAGGCAGGGCUACCACUUGACUAGCUUCCUAGAAGAUUUUAUCAGUCACCAUCCAGAUAUUCCAAAAUAUGGAAGAAACCACAUCUUUGAAGGGACUAUAGCCCUCUCCACAAACAUGACAACAGCUCACCAACUGUAUAACUAUAUCACAGACCACGCCAGCACAUACGGAAUGAAACCGCUGCGCAUGUCGAGAACAGCAAUGAGUAUGGAUGGCAGAAAGGGGACCCAGAACACAGAAAUGCAUGAGUAUGCAUUAGUGGCUCUUUGGAAUAGAUCUGGAUCAUAUAAAGAUUCUGAAGGAAUCAGACACCAUGAUGAGUUUGACGUGUCCUUGUUGGUGUGUCAUAGUGCAGGCCCUUUUGAAGAACAACCAGAAACAGAACGCAACAUGCUACGAUUGCGUUUCUAUGUGAUCAUGACGAGCUGCAGGGAGCUCUUCCCAAGACUAACUGCUGAUAUGAGACGCUUUAAGAAAUUACCGCAAACUCGUAGGGACUCUUUGGACUUUGCUAGAGAUUCCUCAUUGUCAGAAAAAUAUGAACCCGAAAGAAGAGAGACUGACCCAGAUGGGUGGGAUGAGACAAAUGAUUCCCGUGAGUUUUACUCACAUAGGAAACCAGUGAAGAUGGCGCCAGAGCUAUUCUACUCCUCUCCACUCUUCCCUUUGCUGGCUUCAGAGGUAGCAACAGCCCAAGAACAAAUUGCAAUGAUGGUUCAACAAGCAAAGUCCCACUGUCGUCGUGAUGUUCUCUGGCAGCGCCUUUUCCUGGGAGAGCAUCUGUCUUCAGACAAACACAAAAUGAGCAAGCUGUCCUUUGCUGAGCUGGAAGAGUUACUUGGUGCUGUGCAUAGCAAAUCCAUUUCUGAAAUUGACCCACAACUGGAUUGCUUCCUGUCAAUGAGUACCAGCUGGUAUCAGAGCCUGAUCAAGGUUUUACUCAACCGAUUCUGCCAGAGUUGCCGUCACUUUGUAGAUGCAGAUAGAGGAAUCCAAUACCUGGCGGUGUUGAAUCAGAAGUUUAUCGACUGUUUUGUUCUCAUCUUUCUUGAUUCACAGUCUGCAAAGACGAAUCUAAAAGUUGUAUUCCGAGAGCCACUUCCUGCACAGCCACAGAACAGUGACAGUCCACUACCUCAGCUUGUCUCCAUGUACUAUCAUCUGGAGUCUGUCAUCAACACCGCAUGCUUCAACCUGUGGACUGGCAUGCUACAGUAACAGACAUCAAGCCCACCUGCAUUGACUUUUGGACUAAUCUGCUUUAUUGCAUUGGCUUAUGUAUUCACAUUUGUUACUUUUCAGUUGCUCAAGGCAAGAAACUGUGGUGUAGUAUAUUCCGCACAGAGAGAGAAGUAUUGAUUUUAAUAUGAUUCAAUCUUCUUAUCCCUGUACGUUCACUUGUUUUGAAUGCAGAAGCUGUUGGGGCAUGCUUCAACAGACCUGUAGGCGCCUUGCAAAAGUCAGACAGUCCAACUUUAUUAGAUGUUUGCAUUUAUUAAUUUAUUUUUAUUUACUGAAUUUAUAGCUUAUUGUGCUACUUUAAUAUAUGUCAUCACAUUUUUCUUCAAACCCUCUUCUUCCUUUUCCCUCGUCACCUGAUUGUUUCACUCUGCAGUAUGCCAAUUCAGGAAGGUGGAACAACUGUCUACGGUUUGAACUGAAAAUAUUGCUUAUCCUGUAGUAAGACAGACCUUUAGCUAUGGGGCAAGGUACAUGAAAAGUCUUUCCUUCCCUUCUUUUCCUCCCUCCUUGAUCAAAGUGAUGAACUGACAAAACUCAUCACAAUGUUAUGGAUAGAUUAAGCAACUAGGCCCAGUGGGAAUGAGAAUCGGUGACUGUCUGGCUGAACAGCAAGUUCCCUGGGCUUUUGAAUCUGAACCUUUUAAAGAUUUUAUUUCAUUAGGGUGUCUACAUUAUCACAAACUUACAUGCACUGGAAAACAAUUGAAAAUAAUUUUCUGUUAGAUUUACAGGUAUCAUAGUCUUUUUAAAAUGCAGGCAUAUUUUCAGCUUUUAAAAAAAAUAUGGAACAAAAUCCUCAUUUCUGCAUUACACUCAUUUUGUGUGUUCCUGCACCAGUGGCACUAUUUCCAUACAUGGCCUGGUAGAUGUGUUGCUUUGAGCAUGGCUUCCUGACCACUCCUACAUUGAAAUAAAGGUGACGCCGCACUUAUGAAUGCUUGGAGCGCAUAAGAAGUACCUUUGGUUUUAAAGCACAUUCCUUUGUAGAAUUUCAACAGUCAACUAUAGACUUAGUUGCAGCUGCACAAUGUCUCCUUGCUUGGGGACAAUUAAUUAUAAGUGAAUAUAUUUGAUGUACAUUUUGUAUAUAACAAAAAUGGCGGAAUUAUUAUUGUAAAAUAAUAAAGUUCUAUUAAUCAUU